Molecule: messenger RNA, 4330 nt
Organism: Lates calcarifer (barramundi perch)
Lineage: Eukaryota; Metazoa; Chordata; Actinopteri; Centropomidae
Gene: morc2
Product: MORC family CW-type zinc finger 2
Exons: 28
Coding region: 234-3386 (1050 amino acids)
Cellular component (GO): nucleus
Molecular function (GO): zinc ion binding
Source: RefSeq, a predicted model, not a curated record
GUUUGAUGUCAGGUAAACGGCAAUGUAACGUUAGAGAGUAGUUAUCUCUCGUCGUACGGAUUAUUACUCUAGCGCGAAGCCACUAUAAAGUCGCCGUCUCAUGAAAACGGUCCGCAAAGUUGGUGAAAUUACUCGAUACGGGCAACAAUGAAAGCUCUGGAAUAAAGCGCGGGUCAUCAGAAAGAAGACAAACAGGAGACCAGGAAGGAAACAGGAAAUAAUUCUGAGUGGCCAUGGCCUACUCCAGCUACAGCAACCUGAGCAGGGCUCAGCUUACCUUUGAGUACCUACAUACAAAUUCGACAACCCAUGAGUUCUUAUUUGGAGCCUUGGCAGAGCUUGUUGACAAUUCAAGAGAUGCUAAUGCCACACGAAUAGACAUCUACACAGAAAAAAGGCCAGAGCUGCGAGGCGGCUACAUGCUCUGUUUUCUGGAUGAUGGUAUUGGAAUGGACCCUAAUGAAGCAACGCAUGUGAUUCAGUUUGGAAAAUCAAACAAACGGUCACCUGAGUCCACACAGAUUGGCCAGUAUGGAAACGGACUGAAAUCUGGCUCUAUGCGAAUCGGCAAAGACUUCAUCUUGUUCACAAAAAAGGCCAACACGCUGACUUGCCUUUUCCUGUCAAGGACUUUCCAUGAAGAAGAGGGACUGGAUGAGGUGAUAGUGCCCCUUCCCUCCUGGGACCUGAAGACCAAGGAGCCGCUGACCUCUGAUCCUGAGAAGUAUGCCAUUGAGACUGAGCUGAUCUUCAAAUACUCACCUUUUAAAAAUGAACAUCAGCUGAUGGAGCAGUUCAACAAAAUAGAAAGCAGCAGUGGUACCCUUGUCAUCAUCUAUAAUCUGAAGCUUAUGGACAACAGAGAACCAGAGCUGGAUGUAGAGACAGAUCACCAAGACAUACUGAUGGCCGGAACACCUGCUGAAGGAGUGAAGCCAGAGAGGCGGUCGUUCAGGGCGUACGCUGCUGUUCUGUACAUCGACCCACGCAUGAGGAUCUUUAUCCAGGGACACAAAGUCAGGACUAAAAGACUGUCUUGCUGUCUUUAUAAACCAAGGGUUUACAAAUACUCAUCGACUCGUUUUAAAACUCGUGCUGAGCAGGAAGUCAAGAAAGCAGAUCACCUCGCUAAGAUUGCGGAGGAGAAAGCCAGAGAGGCGGAGAGCAAGCGCAUGGCUUUAGAGGCCAGAUUAGGAGAGGAUCUGUCAAAAGAUUCACGGGCAAUUCUGAGAAAGGUUCAGGAUUCAGCCAUGAUGCUUCGACGGGAUGCUGACAUGAAGAAAAGGAUCCUCGAAGCCAAACAAAAAGCAUUAAAGGAGCCCAAGGAGCUGAACUUUAUAUUUGGAGUAAACAUCGAGCAGAGGGACCUGGAUGGGAUGUUUGUGUACAACUGCUCUCGUCUCAUCAAAAUGUACGAGAAGACAGGGCCACAGCUGGAGGGAGGAAUGGCCUGUGGAGGUGUCGUUGGAGUAGUGGACGUCCCAUAUUUAGUUCUAGAGCCUACUCACAACAAACAAGAUUUUGCAGAUGCCAAGGAGUAUCGGCAUUUACUGAAAUCCAUGGGGGAACAUUUAGCUCAGUACUGGAAGGACAGUAACAUUGCCCAGAAAGGCAUAGUGAAGUUCUGGGAUGAGUUUGGAUAUCUGUCUGCCAGCUGGUCUGCACCUCCAUCAUCAGAGUCAAGAUACAAGAGACGCCGGGCCAUGGAGAUACCCCUUACUAUUCAGUGUGAUAAAUGUUUAAAGUGGAGAACGCUGCCAUUCCAGAUGGAUGCUGUGGACAAGCGCUACCCAGACAGUUGGGUGUGUCUCAUGAAUCCUGACAGCACUCAAGACAGGUGUGAUGCACCUGAACAAAAGCAGAAUUUGCCCUGUGGUGUUCUGAAAAAAGACAAGCUGACAGCUGAAGACAAACAGAAAGAGCUGGCAGAGAAAAUCAAACAGCAGCAGGAGAAACUAGAAGCCUUGCAGAAAACCAGCACCAUCAAAUCUGCAGCAGAUGUCAAGAAGCUACCACUGGAGGUCAGCAUGAAACCAACAGAGAGCUCAUCUCAGGCAACUAGAUCUUCUGAGAGGUCCGCAACACGGCCCCGCUCUCCACCACUCCCAGCUCACCUCAAAAAUGCCCCAAGUGCCCCUCCAUCUCGUGCUGCUUCUCAGCGGCCCACCCGGACACCUGCCGCCUCACCGCCACCCAGAGUUGAACCAUCUAGGUCUAGAGCUGCAGCUAAGCCUCCUCCACCUUCAGGAAAGCCCUCACCCAAAGCUACUGCCAAAACACCCCCACCCAGCCGCAGCUCACGGACAUCUGCCAAAACAUCACCUGCCAAAGCAGCAGCUGCUGGACAGCGCAAGAGAAUUAUAGUGCAGGAGGACAGUGAGGAAGAGGAGGAGGAGGAGGAAGAGGAAGAAGAGGAGGAAGAGGAGGAGGACGACAGUGAAGAGGAGAGUGAAGAGGAAAAACCACAGACAAAGAAAUCUAAGAUGGCUGCAGCAGCUGGGAAAGCAGGAGAGAAGGCCCCACCUCUCAAACGGGGCAAGUUGGACGAGGUUAAAACAUACUCCCAGGCUGAGAAGAAAGGGGUGUCUACUCCUACACGGCAGACACCAACCACACCAGCCUCUGUCCCUAAAUCCAUAUCCGCACAGCAGCAUGGGGCUAAAGCCAAGGCACCUGAGAAGGCUCCACAGCAGGAACCAGAGAACGACACUAAAAAUGCUCAGAAAGAUAAAGGUCUUCUGGUUGAAGUGCGUGUCAAUAAGGAGUGGUACACAGGUAAAGUCAUUGCUGUGGAGGCAAAUAAACAGAGUGUUCGCUGGAAAGUCAAGUUCGACUAUGUACCUCGAGCCACACCUAAAGACCGAUGGGUGUUUAAGGGUAGCGAUGAAGUUCGGUUGAUGCGGCCACCAUCUCCAAUCUCUCAGACACCUGACACCCAACAGGAGACCGAGAAAGGGCCGGCACCCAUGGAGCCGGACACUACUCAGCCAGGAACCAGUCGAGAGGUGACCGACAGCCUGGUCACCAUGUUGAGGACUAUGCUGCGCUACUUCUUCCCUCCUGCUUUUCGGAUUCCAAAAGACGAUGUUAACAGCAUGACGGCUGAGGAGCUGGUGGCCUUUCCUUUGAAAGAAUAUUUUCAACAGUAUGAGUCUGGUCUCCAGUCAUUGUGUAACUCAUACCAGAGCAGAGCUGAUGCCAGAGCCAAAGCUGUGGAAGAGAAGAGCAACAGCACUGAGGUCAAACUGAGGGAGGCAGAUGAGAAAUUACAGAAACUACGAACAAAUAUUGUAGCACUUCUGCAGAAGGUGCAGGAGGACAUUGAUAUAAACACAGAUGACGAGCUUGACGCCUACAUAGAGGACCUCCUUACCAAGGGUGAUUAAAGAAGACAGAGAAGAGAAAUAUAAAAGAGGAAAUGCACAUAAACGGACUGGCAGUUUUCAUUCCAGCCUUUACUUGCUGACAGCUCCCCCAGGACUCAUGCUGAGUUGGCUGUGAAUAUUUAGGGAUGUUUUCAUUGUUGAUCCCUCCACAUGUUAAGUCAGAUUGUCCUAAGUUUGAUCUUUGAUUUUGAUUGUUCAGCAUUUCAGCAGCACCAGCAUGCUCUUUGAGUUUGGGCAGGUUCUCCUGUGUUUCUCCACUGUUGGUUAGCCCCCUGGCCUGUGGUUUUCUUUUUAGUCCUUUUUAUAUACUUGCUUAUAUAUGUUAAGCUGUGUUUAAGCCAUCCUAUCCUGAUCUACUUUGAAAUUAUUUGUGUAGGUUUAACAGACUUAAUGCUCCCUUUAGAUAGUCAGCUAAUACUGUGACAAACUGCAGACUACAUUUGUUCCUUGUUUUGAUCCAUCGUCACAGAAGAAUUGGAAGUGAAUCAAGACUUGGGUUUGGCUUUACUUAAACAUUAACUUUUAUUUUUGUACACUAAAAACACGUCAGUGUUGCCUAUUACCUUCCUUCAUCCUGGUCUGCCUAUCAAGCAAACCAGGUAAAUCUUUUACGGUUGGGUGAUAUACCACACCCACAAAUAAGAACUACUUACUGGGUUUUAUCAGUAUGAGUAUUCCCUGAAAUCCCUCCUGCAUUUAAGCUAUGACUGUUCGGUGUUUAUUUUUGGAAAAAAGAGAAAAAAAAAAUCUCAGUUUAAUGCAAAAGUUGUGUGUUCAUAAUUAUUCAGUGCCUGUGUCCUUCCUUUUGAACAGAUUUUUAACAUGUCAUGGAAAUGUUUUAUUAUUAAACGGUGCAUGCUUUCAGUCUUUUUGUUCUGAUUGGAACAAGGAUUCUGUAUUUUUGACAAAUCUUUACUUAGAACAAUAAAACUGGUUCAGCAACA